GAUGGGUGGAUAUUUAUUUGUUUUCUCUUGGUGUUGUUAUAAUACUAUUUACUUUUUCUUAAUGUAUACUUAAUUUUGUCACCAUGUGUAUUUAAAAAAACAAAACAAAAAAAACCCCAUGAUUUUUAUUUUGUGUUAUCAGUGCUGUCCUGGGGAGAUAUGAGGUCUUGUGUGACUUAAGGCUAAUUCAGCUAAUUGUUAUGCAUUUGUUUUAAAAAGUCUGUCCCUGAUAGGGCUUAAUCAUGUCAUGUCUUUUAUGUUAAAAUCUUUGAGUGUAUAGGUCCCGGGGAAAGGGUUGUGCGGAUCUUCAUCUUGGACAGCAGCAAAGGAGUCGUCCAAAAAGUCCACUGGGAAGUUGGAUGAAGAGGGCAUGGAAAUAGCUGUUUGUUGCCACGGAGUCCUGUUAGCGGCAUUGAACAUGUUUCGAGGGGAGAUCUUUGCUUACCCUCUUUUUCUCCAGAGGAAGUUGGCAGCUAGCGUCCCAGGACAUAUUACGUUCCUUUGCUCCGAUGUGGCCUGCAAAUAUUUCCCCUAUUUAACCAAGGUGGCUCAGCAGUGCCCUGAGCUGAGGAACCUCUUGUCAAUGCGCCCUUUUCUCUCCGUCAUGCAUGCAAAGGCUCACAUUUGGAAAUGCGAGAUCAAAUGGGGAGGUGCGUUUCAGGAUGGGGCCGGUUCUACAGUUGGAAAAGAGGUGGAACAAGUAAACAGUUUCCUGUCUAGGGCGGCCAUCACAACGAAGUACAUGUCUAAAGCAGGGCGAACAGACAUGCUGACCCUCCUGGCUUUGGGGUGGAACAAAAGGAAAGUGGAACAACUGGGCCGCAGUUUGAGCCAGAGAUAUCUCAAGAUCAUAAGGAUCCUUAGAGAACAAGUGGAGAGCCUGAAUGCGACCAAAAAUGAGCUGGGUGUGGAUGACGACACACUGCAGCAAUGGGUGGCCGAUGUGCAGAAAUGGGCUGAAGAAACUGAUCAAACUGAUGGCAGCCUUGGAGCGUUGCAGGCACGCUUGUCGUCAUCAUCAGAGUGCGAACACAAAGUCUUUACAGACAAAAUGAUAGCAACAAGAGGCGACACAGAAUUCUCAAAGUCAUCUUAG
This is a messenger RNA of Oreochromis niloticus (Nile tilapia), 1096 nucleotides long. RefSeq lists its product as uncharacterized. The transcript has 6 exons. Bases 371 to 1096 code for a protein of 241 amino acids. The record is from RefSeq and is a predicted model, not a curated record. NCBI's taxonomy places the organism in Eukaryota, Metazoa, Chordata, Actinopteri, Cichliformes, Cichlidae.